AUGUCCGCCGCGGGGCCCAGGGUCGCCGGUGCAGCCCGCAGGCCGUCAUCCCCGAGGCCUCCGUCGGCCGGCGCCGGAGGGAGGGAGAGGCCGCCGUCGGCCGGCGCCGGGGGGAGGGAGAGGCCGCAGUCGACGACGCCGCGCGGCGACGAGGACCCGCGGGCGGCGGCCGACAGCAAGGCCUCCAACUCCAAGAAGAGGCUGCCGACCGCCACGGCGGCCGCGAGGGGCGCGCUCCCGUCCAUGCUGCUGCGCCGGUCCGAGCUGCUGCGCCGCGGCGGGAAGAACGGGAACAUGCAGUCGCUCAACGUGUCGUGCGCGUCCGAGGCGUCCGACGACUCCUUCUGCAGCCGGGCGUCCACCGGCAGGAUCGGCCGGCCGGCGGGGGCGGCUGCCCGGCGGAGGGCGGCCGCCGGGUCGUCGGCGGGGCCCCCUUCCGCUCGGAAGGCUGCCAGCGUUGCGCCGGACGGUGCAGGAGCAGCUGCUGCGGUGGUGCUGGGUUCGAUGAUCGGAGAACCUGCGGCGCCGCCGGGGCCGCCGAGGUGUCCCUGGGUGACCCGUAACACCGAUCCAUGCUACACUGCCUUUCAUGACCAGGAGUGGGGCGUCCCAGUGCAUGACGACAGGAAACUAUUUGAGAUGCUUGUUCUGUCUGGUGCACUGGCGGAGAUGUCAUGGCCUGUAAUCCUCAGCAAGAGGGACGCCUUCAGGGAAGUGUUCAUGGAUUUCGAUCCUCUACUGGUGUCGAAGCUAAACGAGAAGAAAUUCCUGGGGCCAUGCAGCCCGGCCAGGUCCCUGCUGUCGGAGCACCGGCUUCGAACCAUCGUCGAAAACGCGCACGAGUUACUGAAGAUCAUAGAGGAGUUUGGGUCGCUGGACGAGUACUGCUGGGGCUUCCUCAACUACAAGCCCAUGGUCGGCAGGCACCGGUCGCCCCGGGAGGUGCCGCUGCGGACGCCCAAGGCCGAGGCGCUCAGCCAGGACCUGGUGCGGAGGGGCCUCCGCGGCGUCGGCCCGACGGUGGUCUACGCCUUCAUGCAGGCCGUCGGCAUGGCCAACGACCACCUCGUCACCUGCUACCGCCUCGACGAGUGCGUCGCCGCGGAGGCCUCCGACGGCGGCCACGGCGGCACCAUGGUGAAGGAGAAGGAGAUGGGCAAGAUGUGCGGGAUGAUGAUCGAGUGCGUCAGCCUGGAGAGUUCAAUGGCCGCCGCCAUGAUCAGCAUCUCGUAG
Molecule: messenger RNA, 1233 nt
Organism: Triticum turgidum subsp. durum (durum wheat)
Lineage: Eukaryota; Viridiplantae; Streptophyta; Magnoliopsida; Poales; Poaceae
Source: the annotation of a GenBank genome assembly